AUGUCUUCAAAUACCAACAACACUUCUGUUUGUUCACGUACCACUAGAUCAGCGAUACGUCAACAGUCUGAGUUAGAAGCUCGAGAGUCAAGGCCUACUCGAAGAAAUAACCGUCUUCUUUUAUCACUGUCUCCUAAUAUCAAAGCUCGACCCACUGGACUCAUCUUUCAGGGGAACCCGGAAUCAUAUUCACGUGCCAUUAGUUCUUCUACUGAAGAGUCUUGUCAGACUAACGCACUAGGCUCUUCACGAGGGUCACAAAAGAGAAAGUGUCCUAGUGAGGAUGACUUAGGGUCUGUUGGGUUUUCCUCUUCUCCUCUUAAUAAGAAUAGAUUUUUGAAAGGACAAGAUCGAACGAUUGAACUUAGGCCGGAUGUUGUAGAUUGUAAUUGUGCGAAUGACUUUAUGCUAGUCUUGCAUUAUCUCCGAGGUGCAUACAAAAGGAUUAAUGAUCUGGACAAGACCAUUCACGAGCAGAAAAAGACUAUCAAUGCUCUUUUAGAGAGCAUACGAUAUUUAGAAGCUCAUCACACCUUGGGCGUUGUUUCCCCUAAAACCCUUUCCACCUCUUCCGCUGCUCAGGAUAAGGCCAAAAAUCAAUCUGUUCAGGAGAAGGGUGAAAACCUUGUCACCCUUGAUUAUUCACUGACCGGCGCUGAGGAGAGUAGUGGAAGUGAGGAGGAACGUGGACGUAAGAGGAUUCUCAAGCCCAGGAAGGAUCCCAUACUCAGUUUGGAUCCUUAUGCUGAUCCUGCCUUUGAGCAAUACAAUCGACACCAGCGUAUGCUAGAGAAGGGGUUGAGGGAUAUCUCUCGAUCCCCUUGUUUGGAGAUCGGUUCUUCCACUCAUGCCGUUUCUUCCAGUGCCACUGAGACUGUGCUCGGUCGAAGGAGCCGCAGUGAGACCGAUGAUGAAGAGGCUGAACCUUCGAGGCGUCGUCAGCGCAUUAGCAAGACGACGCAGGAACGUCUUGAGGACACUGUCAGGGCCCUCUGCAAGCGGGUUAAAGAGCAGGAUGAGAGGAUACUGAGUUUGGAAAUUGAUAUAGAACUUUUGAAGAAAUCCAUUCCUUCUCCUACCCUACUCUUGUUGAACUUCCUUGAAAGUGCAAGGGAGUCCCUCAAGAAGCCAGAAUUGACUCGAGUUGUGGAGGAUGAGGGAGAAGGAAGCAAGCCCAAAGAACCACAGGCAAGGAGGACAUCAAAGAGAAUUGUCAAUAAAGCUCAAGCUAUGGAAAAUAAGGAAGAGUUGAGCAAAGCCAGCGGAUCAAAUAAAAGAAAAACAAGAGAUCGUUUUAUGAGUUUACAAACCUCUCUCAAACCGCCUGUCGAGAAUCGAGAAAAGAUCCUACAGCUUGAGCAGCGAGUUUUCGAGAAAUUCCUUCAGCAACGUAUCCAAUAUGCAUCCGAAUGCCCAGUGUCGGAGGAUCAAUCCCGAGUCCUAAGUUCAUCACCCAAGUCUAAGGCGUCACUACACAUUGUUAUACAAUAUCAACCUAUCUUUAAGAACAACAACCAGCAUGUGCCUAAAUUCAUGUGGCACUUCAAGGUUCCAAGGGUUAAGCAAGAUCAAUAUAAGGACAGUCUAGGCGACUACAUUGACAUGGGCGUACAUAGCAAGAGCGUUUCAUCCGUGCCCCAUGGCACCAAUAUGGAUGCAGAGUUUUUCAUCACCGAUGUUCAGCCCAAAGUGGACAAAGCCUCAGGUACCAACAGGAUCCCAAGGCGCUAG
Molecule: messenger RNA, 1731 nt
Organism: Lobosporangium transversale
Lineage: Eukaryota; Fungi; Mortierellomycota; Mortierellomycetes; Mortierellales; Mortierellaceae
Exons: 6
Coding region: 1-1731 (576 amino acids)
Source: RefSeq, a predicted model, not a curated record